Molecule: messenger RNA, 2912 nt
Organism: Ogataea polymorpha
Lineage: Eukaryota; Fungi; Ascomycota; Pichiomycetes; Pichiales; Pichiaceae
Exons: 2
Coding region: 1325-2908 (527 amino acids)
Biological process (GO): chromatin remodeling
Cellular component (GO): cytoplasm
Source: RefSeq, a predicted model, not a curated record
GAAACUUUUACGUCUAGGGAACUGGUGGAUGCUCUCAAACAGCUUGAUUCCAGACUAACUCAGGUCAUUAAUAGCUUAACGGAUACGGAAUCCUACGGAAUUUCCACGAGUCUUGCAGACUACAUCUUCGUACCAAUAGCAUACUUGCUAAAGCGUCCCGUGAUUGAGGAGAUGGAAUUGGAGUAUACAUUGUCCAUCAUAAAUACUCUUAUCAAAAGAUGUUGGGCAUUUCCAGGAAGCCUUCCAAUGGAGUUGGCACAGCAGCUUCUGCCAUUGAUUACUUAUCUCAUUGGUGGAAAGCCAAACUUAAAUGUGAAUGAACUUCCUGAGCAUGUUGAUGAGACGAUCUCGAAUGGAGUCGACUGUCUCCAAAAUCUGCUAGGUGGUAUCAAGAACCAAGGUUCCAAAUAUUCGGAUGAAUUCUUAAACGAUUCCAAAAGCAUGCUUUCUGUUGGACAUAUGGUCACCGUUUUGCUGAUGUUUGUGCAAAAAGGACAGUCGGUAAAUAUUCAAGUUCAAAGCUUGGAGGUUCUAAAUGAUCUGUUCAAGAUGUUCCAUGAUGGUGAAACUUUAUCCUUUAUGCUACCAGGAGUUGUUUCAGCUAUCACUAAAGUUUUGAAGCGGAAAACGCGUCAGAAGGUGACUGCAAAAUCUUUGGACCUGCUGACCACCGCUCUAUGCUUUGUUUUUGACGACUUCGAUCUGGGAACUGAGACGACUGAUAAAGGAGAAACCCUCGAAGAUGUCAAAGCACACGACAUGGGUGUUGAACAUCGUGUUCUUCCUACAAUUACUACCUCUGAUGAUAAAAAGCUGCACAGAACUACUAGCUGGUUGAAGGCUACCGUAUAUCAACUUCAAAAGGCAUUCAGGAUUAUUUUGAAAUUAGAUGAUCGAAUGGAUGUAAAGGAACCAUAUUUCACACUCUGUUCUUCCAUGCUGAGCCGGUGUUUUAUAUCUUGUUCAAUACUGAUGCCGCAAAUCCUUGAUUGCUUAGCGCAAGUAUGCAAUGACGAAGAAUAUUACACAAAAUUUACAGAAGUCCUAGCUUUCAAUUCUCAUGUUCCAGAAAUCCUCAAAAUGAUUGAACAUGAGCUGGAUCAGGGGAUUGGGAUAAUAACGAUGGCUCUGAGAUCACCCGAUUCUUCUAAGGCAAUUGGACUCUUUAACAAGUUUUCUUUUUACUUCUCGGUCCUAUUAGAAUUUGGAGGGAAUUAUUCCGUGCUGGGUGAAAAAUUGAUCUAUACCCUCCGAAACGAGCUGACGCUACUCAAUCGAAAAAAGAAACAACCAAAGCCGAUUCAAGUGUCUUAUGGUGAUGAACAUGCUUUCAUAUUUGGGGCAUAGAGGCGCAAGCUUCCUACAAUAUAUAUUAUUUGACUUGCCACCGCCUGAUUCGGUUGAUUCGGCGCUGGCAGAGUCCAUGAGCUUAUGGCUUGUCAUGAGAUCAGUACAAAAGACAGCUGUGCAUCACGAUGACUAUCUUGCUAGUGAGUACAAAGAUGACAGCUCUACUGAAGUCACUUACAGCCUAUUGGAGAAAGCUGGGGAGCUUUUGAGUUUUGCUGCUAUACAUGAAGAGCCUGCUCUUACCAAGGCAACAAUUAUUGGGCUGCAAUGUAUCGAGAAGGCGUGCGACAUACUUGGAAAUGAUUUUCAUUCAGAACUUAUCGAUUACCUUUACCCUGUGGUGGACAGCCUUGCAUCCCCCAAUGACCUGAUUCGUUUGCAAGCACAGAAAGUGAUAUUAAAGGUUGCGGACCAGCUAUACGAGGGCUCAGUGGAAAGACUCAUUUCAGAAAAUUGCGACUAUCUAACCGACAAACUUUCAAUCAAUAUGACUGGCGAAACCAUCACGCCUCGAACCCCCAUGAUCAUAGGGGUCCUAGUAAAAAUUGGAGGGAUAGAGCUUGUCUCGCAGUUGGACGAUAUAAUAGCCACUAUAUUCACACUUCUUGAUGUCUAUCAUCAAUAUGCCACCCUCUGUGAAGGUUUCUUUUUUGUGUUUGAUCAAAUUAUUGAUCAGAUUUAUAACAAUGUUCUUUCGAGUGUGAGCUGGAAAGAUAUUGAACAGAUCAAUGAAGAUGUGAACGUGAUUUAUCCUGCUCCAUGGGGCUUGAGGAAUCUCGAGCAGGUUUUUGACUUCGUUGAAAAGCAGGUUGAGCUUCUGGACUAUGAUCACGAGACUGCCGGUGAAGUAAUUGAGGAGCCAAUAAAGAAGGAGAAAAUCCUUGAUGUUGAUAGCGAUGAUGAAUCAGACGCCGAGACGACUUCUGUUGUUUCGUCUCCGGAAGACGACACAAAAUGGACGUCGCCAAUUUCACCAAAACAGUAUAAAGUUCUAGCAGAAAUAUUCCAGUACAGCGAGCGGUUGUGCAAGCACCGUUCUGUCAAGGUUUCAGCCAUUGCAUUGGGUUUGAUUAAUAAACUGAUACCCAUCUUGGCAACCGAGAAAACGAAGUUUCUUCCUAUUGUUGCUUCCAUUUGGCCUACAGCAGCCAGCUUUGUUACUAAUGAUGACCCUAAGCUGGCAUUUUCAGCAUUAGGUGUAGUUCACACGUUGAUAAGUUAUGCCAAUGUGUUCUUAACAAAUAGGUUCUGUGACUUGGCAAAGCUCCUGAUUAAGAAAUACCAUGAACUGCUAAAAAAGCAUGAAACAGCUUAUAAAAGGCGGAGAGAGAAUCGAACGAAAUGCAUAGUGAACAAAACCAGCACUACCACCAACUUUGAAAGCAGGAUCUUUGAACAGCUAGCCAUUCUCUGCAAGACAGCUCUGCUCAAACUAGGCAGGACUCUACCAUUGGAAACUGCUCUGGAUAUUGCCAGUGUGGCAUAUAUCUAUGAUGAUGAUGAAACCCAUUACGCAUAUUACGAUGAAGUUAUCUAUUAUUUCAAAAAGAAGGCUUAAUAAA